UUGGAGCUGGCUGCUGCUGAAUAAGUACAUUCUCAGGGACACAGGGCGUGGCGCUAGUGUUUAACAAUAUGUCAACAAUAUGGAUCUGUGUACUUAACAUUUAUGGUUGUGGGCAAAAGGCACAGCUGAUUAGUAAUGGCUUUCUCAAAAUUAAUAUUCCCUAAAGCUCUGACAAGAUGAAAAUUCAAUCUGUGGUUUGACCUCCGCGAUUAACGCUAGAACAAACGCCGGUCCAUUAUUAGGAAUUUAAAAUAACUUCACAAUCAACCUCACGCUUAAUGUCUUAACAAGCCCAAACAGCUCUGAGUUCUUAUAUUUUUCCGAGCUGGUCUGCCACGGCCCCUCCCCUCUCGCCCUCUCCGCCUUUAUGCAACAAUAGAAACUUGUUUCCGGGAUCUGUGCGUCAGGCUCUGUGAUGUGAAAGACCCACCAGCACAAAAGCCAAAGCCUCUUGACUGGGGAAAAAGGGAUAUAGCUGCCAUGACUGUGAUGAUGUCACGUUGCCAGAAUUACGAGAAGAAGGCAGAAUCACUUUGGGCAGGCUCACAUGUGAUAGCUGUCCUCCGUUAUCCUCCUACAGUUAUCGCUGUAAUGAAGUGAACAUUUAGAAUUGACAAAGAGCCUAAUGCUGUACAUGCCAAGUCCCUGCAGUUGAGUAUGAGCUAAUAAUCAGCAGGUGUUUUAACGGCCGGCUGUAUAAACAGGAAGAUGUUUUUUUAUUCUGUAAUCAUUUGUUGCUCAUAGAUUUGAGUUUUUCUGUUUCUUUUUCAGUCCCAGACUUGUUGUUGGGCCACAGAUAAUAAGAUCAGUGCUAUCACUUUCACUGUCCCUGUUCUCCACCGGGAAUUAACAUGAGAAAGAUUUAUUUGGAGCGGCCUGCCUCCCUCGCUGCUUCAGACUUUUCUUUUCAUCCCUCCAACUGUUGAGGCGCUGCCUCACCUCAACACGCACUUUUGUAAGAGGAGGGGUCUUCGUUCAGUUAUUCAGCUGCAGCAUGUCUGAACUUAAAGUAAAAAUAAUUAACAAAGGUUUUAAUGUGAUCAGACUUCUGCUUCUCUGGUAAACAAAUAAAAAAAUGUGCGGUGGUAACAGCAAGGGACACAUUUUUCUUGUAUAGUCAGACUAUGCCAACUGUCCAUUCAGUUGAAAUUCCACUUAAACGGGGAUAAGUGCUGGCAACAUAGCAUUCUGGCUCUUGGACACAUCCUCCGUUGUAUUCACUGCUGGCCAAGAAACUUCCUGUAAAUACGUUAUUGUUUACAACAGAAGUUUCAUACCCAGGAUUUCUUAAGGUCAACAUUUCUUCUGGCACACUGAGCCUGAACUGCACUUUAUUCCCCUUUAAUUUAACAGCUCCGGCAGCUUUUCUAGUUAAAUCGACUGUUCAUUAUUGAGAGCCAUUUUACGAAGGGGCUGUGAGGUGCAAUUUAAUGAAUCUCUGGCACAAAGCUCCCUUUCACUGCCGGGGCGAAGAAUAGAGGCUAUUUAGACCCUGUAGGGCUUUAUGUCAAAGGCAGCCCAUAAUAGUUGUCAGGCCAGGGCAGAAAUUCCCACUGGCCUGGGAAUGCACUAGAAAUCAACUUUUGCCAUGAGCAGAUGAAGACACAAACAAGCAGUUGGGAAGAUUCUCCGAAAUGGUGGCAUCUGUUGGGGCGCAAAGAUUUUCCCACAGAAAAGAAGUCUUUUUUCACUACUUUAUAGCCUUGAUUUGAUAGUGGGGUGUGUUUCAGUGCCUAAAUGAACAGUAAUUAGAUUACAAGGUAACUUCUGUUUAGUAAUCCAGACAGGGAAUUCCUAAGUAGGCAUGGUGAUUAAAUGGUGCAGAAAAAAGCAAGCAGGAAUCACAUGAAUAAUGAUAAUAAUCUUUGUGGGAUAUCCAACUUUAACUAAAAAAUGUGUUGUUUUUUUAAAAUUGUUUGUAUCAAAACCAAAUAUGUUGUCGUAAGUUAGUUAGAGAGAUGAUGGUGGAACAGUUCUACCCAGCAGAAGGACUGUACCCACCAGGAUUUCAAAGAGUUUUUCUGCUCCCUGUUACAGUAAUGUCCUCCAGUUUCAUGAAAGCGUCUUUGGUUCAGAGCACACGCAAACAGUUAAACUGGAGGGGGAGAGUUCUGACAGAGGUUAUUGUCUUCAACUCAGCAGGGAAUUUCAGACAAAUCCCUCUUAGAUGCAGGUGGUCAGGCACAAGCAAAGAGUUAAGUCCUGCGGUCUCUUUGCCCCUCCUCUUUGAUGUUCUGACAUCAUUAGUCCAGCCCCCUGAAAGAUCCCCUUGCUUUCCUCAGAGCCCGUCACUUCUACUCUGGAAUGUUUACAGGAACUUCAUGAGCAGCAUCAGGACCAAGUGUUUGUCAGAGGAAAAAAGACAUUUUUGGUUCGGGGAUCCCAGAGGAUGCCACAGGUGUAGCCGCUGGGCUCAACAGAGUAAUGGCUGUUCAGACUGCAAUCAUGAACCCUCAGUUCAUGAAUUUCUGCUUCCCUGGUUCUGUGAUGGAGUACGAGGUGGAGAAAAGUCUGGAUGGGAGUCUCCUCGGUGAGGCAGAAAAUGACGAGGACUACAAAGAGACCACUCGGGACUUGCUGAGCUUCAUAGACUCGGCCUCCAGCAAUAUCAAGCUGGCUCUGGACAAGCCGGUGAAGUCCAAGAGGAAAGUCAACCACCGGAAGUAUCUACAGAAGCAGAUCAAACGGUGCACCGGCAAUAUAACACCAGGAAAUGUAGCAGAAGUCCCAGUUAAAAGACAGGGUUCCCCCCUGGCUCAGCCCCUGCAGAGCAAACCUCUACCUAAACGUGACGGGGUCCAGGCCAAUUUACAGAGCAAGAGCUUGGCGGCCCUCUUUAGCCCUGCGAAGGAUAUAAGGGGUGAGAGAGCCAAGAAACCACCCCUCAGGCAUCGUAAUCUGCCCCUCUUUUUCACCGAGCCGGCCAACUGCUCCAAAGUCAGCUCCACGUCUGGGAUGACACUGAAGGACUUGGAGCGGGGCAAUCCUGAGGCGGCGGAGUUCUUCGAGCUCUUGGGGCCAGAUUACAGCAACAUGGUCAGCGACCAGGACCUUUAUCAAAGUAUGGCCGUCCGGGUGCAGCCAGAGAUGGGAGGCCCGGAUCCUGCCUCCUACGAUGCUCAACAUUUAGUUGGGGGUCUCCUCUACUCUGAGCCCUGGACUAGCUGCUCAGUACCCACUAAGAAAGUAGGGGAGAACCUGCGAACAGGCCCAGCCCAGCCCCCUGCUUACUGUCAUUCUGAGGCUGCUUCCGGGUCCAUAGAGGAUAACGCACUGUGCACUUUGGCUUUCCCCAACUUCUUCACAGACUGCUCCAUACCUCAGGUCACUUAUGAUUUAAGUGGUGGUUAUAACAGAACUAAUUAUUCAUCUCUAUGAGAAACUGACUGUGCUGGUAAAAGAGAUACAAUUGCUGUGACACUUUUUUUUUCUAUCGUCCCCUCUCAACUACUCCCUGUGUCCCUUUCCCCUGAGAGAAACAAGGAACUGAAAUGGUGUCUUUCGAGAAAAAGAGUUGUCCAAAGCUUUUCAAGUAACUGGAUAUCUUUUCACCAACGCAGUUUCAUUGACUACACUGUUCUGUCUGUAAUUAUUCACAUGUGCAUAUGGUUUUCUUUAUCUCGGGGCGCUUCUAUUGGCAUUCUGAAGGAAAAUGCAUCUGAUUUUGUGUAAGCUUCAGUGUGUGAGUCUGUUCCAUUGGAUGUAUCUUAUUAAUCUGGGACUGUGUUAAUGAAGACAUUUCAUUCUAACAUUUUUUAAAUAUUUGUUUUCAUACAGAAAGAAAGCAUACAAGCUGCGUAAUUAGUUGUUGGUUUAGUCCACUAAAUGUCACUUCUGGUUAGAAAAUGAUAUUAGAGAACUGUUUGCCACAUUUGCCACAACAUGCUGCAACAAUCUCUCAGCGAGGCACUUUUUGGUUCCUGUCAGUCACUGUUCUCUGUAGAGGGAGAAACCCAUUUCACGAUGUGUGAUGCUGUGUUUUUUACAUUUUACAGCUCAGAAAUGAUUUUCAGCUGGUAGAUUUCCCACUUGCAUCCAUUUGGUUGGAAAAGCCUUAUUUGUAUUUAGCUAUUGUAAGAGGACAAAAUAAAGCUGGUCUUUAUUACUGUGA
Molecule: messenger RNA, 4111 nt
Organism: Etheostoma spectabile (orangethroat darter)
Lineage: Eukaryota; Metazoa; Chordata; Actinopteri; Perciformes; Percidae
Gene: fam181b
Product: family with sequence similarity 181 member B
Source: RefSeq, a predicted model, not a curated record